CACACCCAUCUCCUCUCCGCUCUCUUCGCCUCGCUCUCGUGGUCUGUCCAUCCCAUCCAUCAUCCCGCCAGCCACCACUAAGAACACCUUCCACCAUGGCCACCUCAGCAAGUUCCCACCUGAACAAAAGCAUCAAGCAAAUGUGCAUGUCCCUGCCCCAGGGUGAGAAAGUCCAGGCCAUAUAUAUCUGGGUUGAUGGGACCGGCGAAGGGCUGCGCUGCAAGACCCGCACCCUGGACUGCGAGCCCAAGUGUGUAGAAUUACCCGAGUGGAAUUCCGACGUCUCUAGUACCUUUCAGUCUGAGGGCUCCAACAGUGACAUGUAUCUCAGGCCGGUCGCCAUGUUCUGGGACCCCUUUUGCAAAGAGCCCAACAAGUUGGUGUUCUUUGAAGUUUUCAAAUAUAACCGGAAGCCUGCAGAGUCCAAUCUAAGACACAACUGUAAAUGGAUAAUGGACAUGUUGAUCAAUCAGCACCCCUGGUUUGGAAUGGAACAGGAUUAUACUCUCAUGGGAACAGAUGGACACCCUUUUGGUUGGCCUUCCAAUGGCUUCCCUGGGCCCCAAGAUCCAUACUACUGUGGUGUGGGAGCAGACAAAGCCUAUGCCAGGGACAUCGUGGAGGCUCACUACCGGGCCUGCUUGUAUGCUGGAGUCAAGAUUACAGGAACAAAUGCCGAGGUCAUGCCUGCCCAGUGGGAAUUCCAAAUAGGACCCCGUGAAGGAAUCCGCAUGGGAGAUCAUCUCUGGGUGACCCGUUUCAUCUUGCAUCGUGUGUGUGAAGACUUCGGGGUGAUAGCAACCUUUGAUCCCAAGCCCAUUCCUGGGAACUGGAACGGUGCCGGCUGCCAUACUAACUUUAGCAAGGCCAUGCGGGAGGAGAAAGGUCUGAAGUACAUCGAGGAGCCCAUUGAGAAACUAAGCAAGCGGCACCAGUACCACAUUCGCACCUACGAUCCCAAGGGGGGCCUGGACAAUGCCCGGCGCCUGACUGGAAUCCAUGAAACCUCCAACAUCAACGACUUUUCUGCUGGCGUUGCCAACCGCAGUGCCAGCAUCCGCAUUCCCUGGACUGUUGGCCAGAAGAGGGGCUACUUUGAAGACCGUCGCCCUUCUGCCAACUGUGACCCCUUGGCCGUGACAGAGGCCAUUGUCCGCACUUGCGUUCUCAACGAGACUGGCGAUGAGCCGUUCCAAUACAAGAACUAAGUGGACUAGGCUUUGAGUGAUCCUGAGCCCUUCCUAAUCAUCCCACCCCAACUCUUUCCUGUCCCAGCUCUGCCCCCACUGUAACUCAAAGGAUGGAAUAUCAAGGUCUUUUUAUUCCUCAUGCCCAGUUAAUCUUGCUUUCAUUGGUCAGAAUAGAGGGGUCAAAUCCUUAAUCUCUACACACCCAUCCCUCAUCUUUUUUUUUCUAUCUAGCUUUUUAGUGGGGGAGGGGGAGGGGAAGGGAAGGUAACCACUGCUUCAUCUCAUCAGGAAUGCAUGUCCAGUAGGCAUAGCUGUCACAGAGCGGGUAUAUUUGUGAGAGGAGGAAUUUUUCUUCAGGAUAGUUGAAAGCACGGGUCCACUGCUUGGGUUGACGAUUCCCUGUUGGUGGAGAGCUGUUAGUUCUUCCGGUAAAACUGACUUUCUGUUCCCACUGGAAGUUAGGUGAGGAGCAGUUGGAGGGUGCUCCUUUGUACCCUGUUUCCCUUGCUUGGGGGAGUUUAUGCCCUCCAUGAAGACAGCUCAGUGUGUCGCCUGAUGGACAGGACAGCCCUGCUGUA
Molecule: messenger RNA, 1768 nt
Organism: Alexandromys fortis (reed vole)
Lineage: Eukaryota; Metazoa; Chordata; Mammalia; Rodentia; Cricetidae
Product: glutamine synthetase-like
Cellular component (GO): cytoplasm
Molecular function (GO): glutamine synthetase activity
Source: RefSeq, a predicted model, not a curated record